AGUCCAUCCAUCCACAAAGUGCACGGGCAAUCGCGUCAUGCUCGGCACAGCACUGGCGAUGGCCGCAUGCCGUGGGUCCCAAAGGCUCUUUAGCACAAAACGUCUAGUUCAGAAGGGCGUUGUAUCACCCCAUCUCGUCGUCCCGGCGCACAUUCCUCGACCGCCGUACACAACGAGUGCAGAAAUGCCGCCGUUCCCACCUUUUAUUCCCAUCCUCGACAAUGACGAUCAACUGCGGCUACGAGAAGCUUGUGCGCUAGCACGAGACAUUGUGCAGUUUGCUGGCUCGCUUGUAGAGGUUGGUCGCACCACGGACGACAUCGACCGCGUGGUCCACGAAGAAAUCUGCCGACGCGGGGCGUACCCGUCGCCGCUUCUCUACGGCGGCUUUCCCAAGUCGAUUUGCACUUCCGUGAACGAGAUUGUUGUCCAUGGUAUUCCAGACAGCCGACCUCUCGAAGACGGCGACCUCGUCAACAUUGACGUAUCUGUUUUCUUGAACGGAUUCCACGGCGAUACAUCGUACACGUAUCAAGUGGGGUCGGUUGAUGCUGCUGGCCAAGCGUUGAUCGCCGCAACCAAGCGUGCCCUCGACGAAUCGAUUUCAGUUUGCAAGGCUGGCGUUCCAUUCCACGCGAUCGGGGCCAAGGUCCAUGAAGUUGCCACGUCUACGUCGCACGGCAUCAUCCACGAAUUUUGUGGCCAUGGCAUUGGUCGGACGUUUCACGCGCUGCCGCUGAUUCUCCACUUCCCCAACGCGGAACGCGGUGAGAUGCUGCCUGGCAUGGCGUUUACGAUCGAGCCUGCAUUGUGCGAAGGCCAGAACGAGAUCGUAUACUGGGACGACGAGUGGACCGUCGCAACCGCGGACGGCAAGAGAUCGGCCCAGUUUGAGCACACGAUUCUCGUGACCGACGACGGCGGCUUCGACAUCUUGACCUUAUAAUGCAUGCCAAAUAAUCUACGAUAAGAGAUCGCAAUGGCGACUUUAACGUGGCA
Molecule: messenger RNA, 999 nt
Organism: Aphanomyces invadans
Lineage: Eukaryota; Oomycota; Saprolegniomycetes; Saprolegniales; Verrucalvaceae
Product: methionine aminopeptidase, type I
Exons: 3
Coding region: 38-946 (302 amino acids)
Biological process (GO): proteolysis
Molecular function (GO): metalloaminopeptidase activity
Source: RefSeq, a predicted model, not a curated record